Messenger RNA from Lobosporangium transversale, 1373 nucleotides. Its product is annotated as coiled-coil domain-containing protein 55-domain containing protein. Gene Ontology annotation, biological process: regulation of alternative mRNA splicing, via spliceosome. NCBI's taxonomy places the organism in Eukaryota, Fungi, Mortierellomycota, Mortierellomycetes, Mortierellales, Mortierellaceae. The record is from RefSeq and is a predicted model, not a curated record. Bases 144 to 1373 code for a protein of 409 amino acids. The transcript has a single exon.
CUCCAUUAUUACGUUUCAUUCUUCUCGUUCUUGAAACCAUCACAACUGACCCCCAGCGGAAGUAUAAAAACGCAACUCAGUGUUAUAUAUACCCUUAUUCCCUUACCUCUUUCUCCCUUCCUCUCUCUCUCUCUCUUUCGACCAUGUCCGGACUCCAGUUUGGAUUGAACAUCAAGAAGAAAGGAACUAUCCUUGCUAAACCAAAACCUGCUGCAAGUCGACCAGUAGGAGGGCGUAGUGCUUUCGACAGUGGCAGUUCUGAUGAAGAUAAUCUGGAUAAGGAUAAUGACGAUAAUGACAAUACUGAUCAGAAGCAAAAUUUAAAAAGAGGUCCUAUAUCCUCUACAUCUUCAGUCAACAAAACUCUUCGUCCCUAUGCUACUGCCACGCUUCAGUCAACAGCUGUAAUUGAACAGCAAAACGCAGCGCUAGCUGAGGAUGCGACUGUGUUUGACUAUGAUGGCGUCUAUGAUCAACUCAAGGCUGGUGAGCGUGCACGAGAGCUCGCUCGCAAAAAAGAUUCUGCAGAACGAAAACCCAAAUAUGUUGCUGCACUGCUACAAGCGGCCGAGACUCGCAAACGGGAUCGACAAAUCGCAGAAGAGAAACGAUUGGAACGUGAAAGAGAAAAAGAAGGAGAGAAAUUUAAGGACAAGGAGAUGUUUAUCACGCCAGCCUAUAAGGCUCAGAAGGAAGCCAUGAGGCUUGCAGAAGAAGAAGAUCGAAAGAGGGAGGAGAUGUUGGCCAAGGAUAAAGAUGGAUCAUUGAUGCAAGGAUUUUACCGUGCGUUGUUGAACGAACGUACAAGGGCUCGACCGACUGAAACUGACAUUACGAUUGAAGGUGUUUCGUCAGAAGAUAUUAAAGCAUUAGAAGAAGAGAAGCGACUUAAAGAAAAGGAAGACCGCGAGCGUGCAAGGGAAGCUCAAGAGCAAGGUCUGAAUGUAACCCUGAAUGAAGAUGGACAGAUUGUUGACAAACGUGAGUUGCUUAAAGGUGGGCUCAACAUUAUCAAGAAAAGUCAGCCCUCAGCUUCACAAAACGACUUACGUCUCAACAAACCCUCUUCAAGCUAUGACCGUGAUCGUGCAUAUGCUGCCUACAAAGACGCUAAAUAUGGCUCAUCAUCAUUCUCACUUCAAGGGAAAGGUGAGCAUGGGAAUAUAUCCAAAGAUCAGCGCACGAGGAUGACAGAAAAGAUCGAGCAACAGCUUUUGGAACAGCAGAAACAACAAGAAGAAGAAGAGAAGAAGAGACAAGAAUCUAUUCGUGAAGCACUCAAGCGGAAAAACCAAGAUGAUCAGGUCAUGGAUGCCAAAGCUCGUUACCUGGCAAGAAAGGCAGCAGCAGCCGCAGGAAAAGCAGGUUCAUAG